AUGAACUUGGCGCUCCAGAAGAUCCGGCAAGGUCUCCAGGAGCAUCACAAGCAGACAGAGAGUUUCCUGCGGACAGUGGAGACCUGGAGCCAGUUCCUGGGCUUCCAGCCUGCAGAGGCCAGCCCCGAGGCUUCCCUGCAUCCAGAGGCCGAGACCCCACAGCCCUCUGGGCUCCAGGGACCACCCUUUGAAGCCGUCCUGGCCGCGAGGUCCUCAGACUGGCUGAGGCAGCCCUCCAGAGCGGACGCCGGGCCCCCCACGCCGGACACGCAGUCCCCCUGGGACCCCGAGCCCCGGUUUUGGCAGGACGUUCUGACCGAGCAGCUCUGGCAGAUCUUUGCGGGGACCCACAGGAGGGACCAGCGCCGCAGGACGACAGAACAGUUGCCAGGCCUGGAGAGCCAGGACGCAGGACCACAGGACUCAGGACUGGAACCACGGAGCAGAGAUGCUUUGGUGCCCAGCCCACCCGAGCCCUCCCCCAGCUCCCCCGAGGGCUCCGGAGAAGAGAGCACAGAGCCAGGCCUGCCAGGCCUGGACACCGAAGGGAUGCUCUCCCUCCGCGUGGCCCAGGAGCCUGCUGGGAGAGCCUACCGGUUCCUGAAGCCCAUAUGCUGGGACCCUGAGGACUUCGAGGACACGUGGAAGAGACCAGAUGCCUUGCCCUGGCAAUCCCAGAAGGCGGCCAUCCCGCACAGAGCAGAGAAGAUGCGGACGCUAAAGCACGGGGAGCCGGUGCUCGCCACGGCCGUCAGCAGCUGCAUGCGACACGCGUUCACCUGCGGCCGCGGUGGCGUCAAAGUGUGGAGCCUGGUGGGCGGGGGGCUGGAGGACCGGCGCCCCGAGAGCCACCUGCGUGUACAGACCCCCCAGGCCUACCUGCGCACCUGCCUGCUGUCCCCGACCAGCACGACCCUGCUGACGGGCGGCCACAACCUGGCCGGCGUGAGUGUGUGGGACCUGACCGCACCCUCCCUGCGUGUGAGCGGCGAGCUGCCCUGCGCAGGCCUCACCUGCCAGGCCCUGGCCUCCGGCCCCGAGGCCACCCUGGCCUUCGCGGGCUUCACCGACGGCACAGUCAGGAUCUGGGACUUGCGGGACCAGAGCAUUGUCAGGGACCUGCUGGGGCCCCCAAACGGAACCAAGAGCAUUGCUGUCAAAGACCAGAACAUCUGGACAGGGGGGCUGGACACCUGCCUGCGGUGCUGGGACCUGAGGACCCCCAGGGAGCCCCUGGAAUACCAAUUCGAGUCUCAGAUAAUGAGCCUGUCCCCCAGUCCCCAGGAAGACUGGGUGCUGGUGGGCACAGCCAGUGGCCAACAGUGGCUACAGCCCACCCGAGGGGGCCAGAAGCACAUGGUGGGGUGUAAGGACGGCACCAUCCUGGGUCUCAAGUUUUCCCCAUUUGGCCAGUGGUGGGUGAGCGUUGGGACGGAUGACCUGGUCAGCAUCUACGGCAUGCCCGCGGGGACCAUGGUGUUCCAGGUGCCCGAGACCUCCUCCAUCCUGUGCUGUGAUGUGUCCCACAACAACCGCCUGGUCGUCACGGGGUCUGAGGACCACGCCUCGGUGUACCAGAUCACCUACUGAGGGGCCUGGCCCUGUCGUCCUGACUUGGGACCCUUU
Molecule: messenger RNA, 1626 nt
Organism: Lontra canadensis (Northern American river otter)
Lineage: Eukaryota; Metazoa; Chordata; Mammalia; Carnivora; Mustelidae
Gene: TLE6
Product: TLE family member 6, subcortical maternal complex member
Exons: 14
Coding region: 1-1590 (529 amino acids)
Biological process (GO): negative regulation of canonical Wnt signaling pathway; regulation of DNA-templated transcription
Cellular component (GO): nucleus; transcription regulator complex
Molecular function (GO): transcription corepressor activity; protein binding
Source: RefSeq, a predicted model, not a curated record